AAUAGUUCCCCAACCACUUUAACCUAUUUGUCUACUUUAACCUAUUUGUCUUCUCUUAUCGAAAAAAUCCACUUUUUCACUCUCUUGACCAUGAAAUCCAAAAUUAAACAAGACUUUAUUGAGGAAAAUCAAGAAGAAGUAAUCGAAAUCCAGAGGAAAAUAAGAGUAAAAAUCUCAGACCCAGAUGCAACAGAAUCAUCUUCAGAUGAUGAAAAACAAGAAAAAAGACCAAAGUUGAUUGUUCAUGAGAUUAUUCAGGAAAAGGUAAAGAUUCAAUCUUUUUCACUAAAUAGCAAAAACCCAUUAGAUUUUUAUCAAUUUUCUGGUAAAUUGCCUCCUCCUAUGGCUCGAAAAAGAAAAUGUGGAAAAUUUCAAGAGAAGGCUAUUUCUGCAAAAUCUGGAAAUCCGCCAUUAAUGGUGGAUUCUCAUACCUCGGAUUCAUCGAAGGUAAAGAAUCGUUUUUCACUCAAAAACAGAAACCAAUCUUCUGGUAAAUUGCCUCCUAUGGUUCGAAAGAGAAAAUCUGGAAAAUUUGCAACUGAGAUUAGAGACCCAUUUAGCAAGAAAAGAAUUUGGUUGGGUACUUUUAAUACUCCUGAAGAGGCUUCUGAGGUUUAUCAAUCUAAGAAACAUGAGUUUCAGGAGAAGUUGAAAAAGGCUAAAAAUGCAAAUGUGAAAAAGGUUAUUUCUGCAAAAUUUGAACUUGGGUCGUCGUCUUCUUCGAACAAUCCGCCAUUAAUGGUUGAUUCUCAGUUCACAGAUUCAUCAACUGAGUCAGUUGAUCGAUUGAAGAAGGCUAAAAAUGCAAAAGAGAAAAAGGCUAUUUCUGCAAAAUCUGAACUUGGUUCUUCUUCUAGUGAUCCAUUAUUAAUGGUGGAUGAGCUUGAUGAGCAAUUGAAGAAGCCUAUGAAUGCAAAAGAGAAAAGGGCUAUUUCUGCAGAAUCUGAAUUUGGUUCUUCUUCUAGUGAUCCACUGUUAAUGGUGGAUGAGCAAUUGAAGGUGGCUAUUAAUGCAAUUGUGAAAGAGGAUAGUUCUGCAAAAUCUGAAGUUGGGUCUUCUUCUAGUGAUCGAGUGGAUGCACAAACCUCGGAUUCAUCUAAUGGGGUCGAAGAAAAAGAUCAAGAAAGUGAUGAAGAAAUGUGGAUGGGGCAGUGGAUACAAAUUUCAGGUGAUAAAGAAGUCAAAUUUUCGCAGAAAUUAGGCGUUCCUAUUGUUGACAAUUAUGGUUUUUUGUUAGGUGAAUUUAGCGAAUUGGAUGAUCUUAGUAUUUCUGUUUGAGAUAAUAAUAGUUCCAUAAAUUCUCUGUUCGAAACUUGCAGCAAUUUUAGGUAAUUUGUGAAUAUUAACAGUGGCAAUUGCAAGUCAAUGAAUAAAUGUUCAUAUGUUAUGGAAUUUGUUCUUAUGAUUAAAACUUUGAUUGCAUCAAUGGAAAUGUGUUCCUCAAAUUAGAAA
Solanum dulcamara is the source of this 1452-nucleotide messenger RNA. RefSeq names its product ethylene-responsive transcription factor CRF2-like. The transcript has a single exon. The record is from RefSeq and is a predicted model, not a curated record. Gene Ontology annotation, biological process: regulation of DNA-templated transcription. Gene Ontology annotation, molecular function: DNA binding; DNA-binding transcription factor activity. Lineage: Eukaryota; Viridiplantae; Streptophyta; Magnoliopsida; Solanales; Solanaceae. Bases 91 to 1278 code for a protein of 395 amino acids.